AUGGCUCUGGUCCCCAGCACUCCUCAGCGGACCACCGGAGCGGUAAAGACGGCGACCCCGCGCACGGCGCUCAAGCCGCGCACUGCACUCAGCAAAACCAUCCACUCGUUCGACGCCAACUCGUCGUACGUCGAGGCCGAUGACGCUACCUACAUCCACGAAACCACCGACGACGACCUGGAAGACGACGGCGAAGAGUUCAGUGUUGUCGACGACCUGAUGGUGGCCACCCCUGUCGAGUCUACUCCUGAAACCAAGUCUGAAACCAAGCCUGAAACCGAGCCGAUCUUGCCGCCGCCCACGCUGAAUUUCCAAAAGUUUAUCGUUAAGCACGAGAUCGGGCGCAAGCUUCUCCACCUGUUUAUCGGCGUGUUCACGCUUAAGAUGUACACCAUGGGUAUCUCGCAGCGCCAGUUCAUUUUGCCGUUGUUUAUCCUUUUCACCGUCAUCUUCAUCAACGACUUUGUCCGGUUCCGUAACCCUAAACUCAACCAACGCAUCGUCAGAGCGACGUGGUGGAUGAUCCGUGAGAACGAGAUCAACGAGUAUAACGGCACCUUGUGGUACUUGGUCGGGCUCAUCAUCGUGUUCAUCAUCAUGCCCAAGGACGUGCUGAUGAUGUCGGUGUUGUUGUUGCUGUGGGCCGACACCGCGGCGCUGUCGGUGGGGCGUGCCUGGGGUAAGUAUACUCCCAAGAUCUCUACCAACAAGCUGGUGGCCGGCUGUUUAGGCUCGUUUGCCGCCGGGGUGUUUGCCUGUGUGCUUUUCUACGGGUACUUUGUCCCCCAUUACCCGCAAGUGAACCAACCCGGCGACGUGUUGUGGGACCCUGCCCACUCGAAGAUGACGUUGGCGACGUUUGCCGUCGCCACCGGCGUCAUCGCCCUGGUGCUGGAGAUGAUUGACUUCAUGGGGCUCGACGACAACUUCACCAUCCCCGUCAUCUCGGCGUUUGCCCUCUACGUGCUCAUUCGCGCCACCGAAGUGUAA
This is a messenger RNA of Diutina rugosa, 990 nucleotides long. Its product is annotated as diacylglycerol kinase. Gene Ontology annotation, biological process: phosphatidic acid biosynthetic process. Gene Ontology annotation, cellular component: endoplasmic reticulum membrane. The transcript has a single exon. The coding region runs from base 1 to 990 and encodes 329 amino acids. Gene Ontology annotation, molecular function: ATP-dependent diacylglycerol kinase activity. Lineage: Eukaryota; Fungi; Ascomycota; Pichiomycetes; Serinales; Debaryomycetaceae. The record is from RefSeq and is a predicted model, not a curated record.